Messenger RNA from Arabidopsis thaliana (thale cress), 1152 nucleotides. RefSeq names its product PTB domain engulfment adapter. The transcript has 2 exons. NCBI's taxonomy places the organism in Eukaryota, Viridiplantae, Streptophyta, Magnoliopsida, Brassicales, Brassicaceae. Bases 165 to 569 code for a protein of 134 amino acids. The record is from RefSeq and is marked reviewed.
UUGUGAAUUGAGAUAGUUCCUCCAUUUUGCUUUUCUUUAAUUGAUAUUGGUUCACAUCCAAGCUAAUGUAACCCAUCUCAUAACAGAUUUAUAAUUUCGUGUAUAAUAUAAUCUCCAAAUCACUAAUUAUGACCUCACAUUUUAGGAUAAUGUUUUUUUUUUAAAUGCUUAUGGUCAAGAAAGAAGAUAACGAUUCAAGCCACACGAAACAGAAGAAGACAAUGGCCUCUCUCUUCACACCAUCACCAACCACCACUAGUAGUAGUGGAGACACCAUCUAUGUAGCGGCGGUGCCGCUUAAAGCCGCGGCCGGUCCGCCGCAACUUAUUAUGUCAAUGGCUUACUCACUUAAUAUCUCAAAUUUACAACAUUUCAUGGUCCUCAUCAAACCUUCUUCUCCAAUCCGUCAAGAGGUUCUUGUGUUUGAUUUUCAGCCACGUAACCCUGAAAGCAUAGAAGCAGCAAUCUCACUUUUGUCAGGAAAUUUGAUUCCAGGUUCUGAUUCUCAGACAUCGAAUGUAAUCUGUGAUUCAGACAACUUUUCUCUGAUUUUCAACGAACCUUUUUGAUCAUGCAAAUGUAGUCAAGAUUCUGAUCAAAGAAAAUUAUUUGUUUGGUUACAGGUGUAGUUUUGCAAAGAAGGUUGAAGAAUGUUCCAAGACAAAGAUGUUGGAUGGUUGGACCAUCUAAAGGGAAUGAUGCUAUGGAAAUGGCAAUGGAGUUUAAUAAGUCAUGGGAGACUGAUUUGAGAGUUGGAUUUCAUGAUUGCCGACAUUAUACCAAUGGUUUAGUGUUAUACAAGCUUUAAUUUAAUCAAGAAGACUUUGGUUUUUAUUUGUUUCUAAGUGUUUUUGGUUUUUAAUCUUUUGGAAUACAGAACUUGUCCAACAUCUUACCGGAGAAAUGCAAAUUGUGGAGCGACUUCCAAGAAGCUAAUGCUAUAGAUGAAACAAAUGGUCAUUUAUCUUAUCUACUAAGAUUUUAGACCCGACAAUUAUGAUGUGAUAAUUAGUAGUUGAAGAUAAAUUGAAUAUUAGUAUUGUUUAUUAGUAAGAGUGGUUAGUUUUUCUAUAUUUACAACUUUUGUCUUACAUUAUUCAAAUUUAUUGUUGUAAGUAAAGUAACUAAUAAAAAGGUUAAGCCAAAACAAAA